This is a messenger RNA of Phytophthora sojae, 336 nucleotides long. RefSeq lists its product as hypothetical. The annotation marks the transcript as partial. NCBI's taxonomy places the organism in Eukaryota, Oomycota, Peronosporomycetes, Peronosporales, Peronosporaceae. The record is from RefSeq and is a predicted model, not a curated record. The transcript has a single exon.
AUGAGCCUGCAAUACCUCGCUCCAGAGAACACGAAGCGUGCGCAAGCAACAGCAGUCAACGUCUUCACGGCUUUCCUCGCCUCCGAUAAUGUCACUCUCGAAUUUAUCCGCGCUACCCUCUUGGCAGAUACCAGUGGUUCGGUGCUCGUGAAGUUGCUGGACCGCUUCGCGAUGCACGUCGCGUUUGCUCGAGGCCGAAGCGGGGAUCUACGCAAGCGGAGCACCGUGAUGAGCUACUACCGGAACGUCAAGAACUGGCUGCUGGAGGAUUUCCCCCAGCACCGCCACAUUGUGGAGCAGCGGCUACUCAAGAUGGGUCGCAUUUUGGAGCGGCAC